AACACUUGAGUCAAAGUGCUAGCCUUGUGUUGUAAUUUGCAGCAGUCCAGGCUUGUUUCACUGCGUCCUACUCUCAUCAGGCUCAUAGGCAAGUUCUCAUUUGCUAUCAAGUAUAGAUCGUGGAUUUGGUCCAACCAAUCCGACCAAACGCCAACAAUUUUGACUCAUGCAAUUAAUAACUGCUUUUUAGAGGUUUAAUGAUAUGUGUGUUAUGUUGAACUUGAUUUUUUUAGUGUUGUUCUUCUACUUAGUUAUGCUGAUAUAUAAUUGUUCUUGUGGAGAUGCUUUGUGGUGCAGCAACAUGGUAAUAGCUUAUGAAGAUUAUAUAAUAAUUAUGUCUCUAGAGUAAUGGACUUGGAUUAAUUUUACUGAUAAUAGUGCAGCAACAUGUACUAAGAUUGCAUAAUCAAAUACUCAUAGUAGUACACUAAUAAUUAAUUAGAUGAUCAUGGAUAUUAGAUGUUUAUAAUAUGAUCCAAAUCCUCUUAUAUAAUGCUCUAACCACUGUUGAUAUGACUUGUUUUUCUUGUUUCAAGAAGAAAUAGUGCUAAUUAGCUUGAUUAUAUUAAAAAGAAAAGAUCUGAACUGUUCAUACCAAAGUCUUUAUCGUUUACCCUUUGGUAAAAUAAAAAAGAAGAGAAAAAAAACUUGAUCAACAUCAAGAAGAAAGUUGUAGUCACGUGUUGAAAGAAGACAAUCGAGAAUAGUUUAUGCCUCAAAAACCAGACCAAGGAUCUGUAGGAAUUCCCGUACCGAUUAGAAUCGCAAAUUACUCGGUUCAAGAAACUCUCAGUGAGAGUUGACAGUGAACCAAUCAAUGCACAUGCCUCCAAUGGGGAGAUGCCCCCCCCAACGAUCUCUUCUUCCUCGCUUGGAAGCUGCUGCUGCUGCACAUCGUUGUCAGAGCUGACCUUGUUGUUGGCUUUCUCGGAAGCUCGACUCCAACGCAUGCAGCAUUUCUAUUGACCCGUCGUCGAUGCACCGACGACACGUCCUCCCCCGCUAACCCACCGAGGUGUCGUCUUCUUCCGUGCCUUCCUGUUUCUAAUGACCAGUCUUCCCGGCUUCGCCGUUUCUAUUUGAUUUAAUGCACCGAGGACAAAGCCCUUCCAUUAAUCUUCUUCUUCUUCUUCUUCUUCUUCCCAUGGCGUGCUGAAGGCACUCCCUGCUUGCAUCUGUAUUCUCCUCUCAAAAAAUCUAUCCGUUUUAGGUUCUGUCGAAGGAUCUCAUCCGAAUGUAACUGUUUAAUGAUCUCCGCCUCAUUCCUCGUCUCGAUACACUGUCACAUGCAUUCAUCUUGCACUCCAUUCUUUCCUUUUUUUUCUCCUUCGCCAACGCGCAACGAAACAUUGUAUUCUUCUCCUUCUUCUGCCUCCGUGCAAACUCUCCUCACCACGAGACAAUGCCAUCAACAUCAUCAACUCCCAUACGUAGCAGAAGGGCGCUCCACUUGCCCUUCUUCCCUCUUCUUUCCCCUCCUCCAGCGGAGCCUCCCUCCUCCUCCACCCCGCAGCGGCCCUUCUUCCCGUCCUACCCCUCCCCCCCUCCCCCGCAGCCCACCUUCGCCGCGAACAUCUCCUCCCUCACCUUCUCCGGCUCACGCUCCGCACCUCCCGCUCGCCACACCACCGUCGUCGUCGCCGCCGCCGCCGCCGUCCUCAUUCCCCUCCUAGUCCUCGCCCUUCUCGCCGCCGCCGCGGCGUUCUUCCUCCACCGCCACCGCCACCGCCUCCGCUGUUUUCCCUGCUUCGACAAGGACCAAGUCCCCGCCCCCGCUGCCGCCGACUUGCCACACCACGACGCUCUCGUCGACACCCGCCUAUGCGGCUUGGGCGAAGAUGGCGUCCGCCCCGCCGCCGGUCCGACGGGCGGGUCGCCCGAUCGGAAGCUGCAGUCGCCGGAGCUCCGACCCCUCCCGCUCCUGCCGCGCCAGUUCCCGUACGGGGGUGGAGAAGGGGAGAUGGGGGCCUCAUCGUCAGAGGAGUUUUAUUCGCCGAGGGGAUCCUUGGCCGAGAAGGGGAGCGCCGGGUGCAUGUCGACCUCCCGGCGAACGUUCACCGCGGCUGUGGAGAAAUGUGGAUCCCAGAGCUCGACGAAGAGCACGAACAUGGCGUCAUCUCCUCUAUCGCCACCGGUCGCUUCUUCUCCGCACGUCGGAUCGAGCCCCAGCCAUUCCAGCAGCAGAUCUUUGAUGUCCACAUCUCAAAAGAGUUUGGCCGGAGGUCUUGAAUAUACGGUUUUGCCACAGCCUCCUCCUCCUCCUCCCCGUCCCCCUCGACCUCCAACACCGUCACCUCCAAAGCAGAAACCCUCUAUGCCGUCACCGCCUUCUUCCCCAGAAGAGAGAGAAUCUGAAAGAAAGAUGGAUCACUUGGAUCUCGCAGGAUCAAAUCUGAGGUCAACAAUGAGACUUGCAGACUCGCCUUCACCGCCAGGAGCGCAACCACAGCGUCAAGCUCCACCUCCGCCGCCGCUUCCUCCUCCACCGCCAACUAGACAUUGGGAGAGUCAGGUUCGUGAGUCGCUGGCAAGAAAACCACCAAUUGCUCCGCCCGAGCCAACUGGAACGAAGACUUCCCCCGCACUGGUUAACCCCACAUAUGGGGUGGAGAAGAAGAAGGAAGGCCCCCGACCAAAGCUGAAACCUUUGCACUGGGAUAAGGUUCAGGCGAGCUCGAAACGAGCAAUGGUGUGGGAUCAGUUGAAAUCCAGCUCCUUCCGGGUUGAUGAGGAAAUGAUCGAGACUCUGUUUGUUUGCAAUGCAACCAAUGGCACACCUAAGGAGACCAACAAGCAGCAGGUCCGUCCUGUGCCAACUCAAGAGAACAGGGUGCUCGAUCAGAAGAAGUCUCAGAACAUUGCUAUUCUGCUGAGGGCACUAAAUGUGACCAAGGAGGAAGUCUGUGAAGCUCUAUCUGAAGGUAAUGCUGAUAGCUUAGGAACUGAACUGUUGGAGACCUUACUAAAGAUGGCCCCUAGCAAAGAAGAAGAGCGCAAACUGAAAGCACAUGAGGAAGACUCCCCAUUCAAGCUUGGCCCAGCAGAGAAGUUUCUUAAAGCAUUGCUAGAUAUACCAUUUGCAUUUAAAAGAGUGGAUGCCAUGCUUUACAUCGCUGCUUUCGAUUCAGAGGUCAAUUUUCUCAGGAAAUCCUUUGAAACUCUCGAGGCUGCCUGUGAGGAGCUGAGGAACAGCAGGUUGUUUCUCAGGCUUCUAGAGGCUGUACUAAAGACUGGAAACCACAUGAACGUUGGUACAAAUCGAGGUGAUGCACAUGCCUUCAAGCUUGACACAUUGCUCAAGCUAGCUGAUGUCAAAGGCAUUGAUGGCAAGACUACACUUCUGCACUUUGUGGUCCAAGAGAUUAUCAGAACAGAAGGCUCCCACCUUGCUGCCAUGAAUAACUGGGCUGCAAAUGCACAGGACAAUACUCUUCCAGAUGACCUAGAGUGCAGGAAGCUUGGUCUCCAAGUCAUCACUGGCCUAGAUGGUGAGCUCAGCAAUGUAAAGAAGGCUGCAGCAGUGGAUUCUGAUAUGCUCCACAGCUAUGUCACGAAACUCGCUGGAGGGAUCAAGAAGGUCGAUGAGGUGUUGAGAUCAAAUGAAGAGUUUGGUUCUGAGGAGGGUGGUUGCCGAUUCCGUGAUGCAAUGGAUCGGUUUCGAAAGAAGGCAGAGGAUGACAUCAUAAAAGUGCAGGCUCAAGAGAGCGUUGCAUUGUCGCUGGUCAAGGAAAUAACAGAGUAUUUUCAUGGAAACUCUGUCAAAGAAGAAGCACAUCCUUUCAGGAUUUUCGUGGUAGUCAGAGAUUUUCUAUCCAUCCUUGAUCAGGUCUGCAAGGAGGUGGGAAGGAUAAAUGAACAAGCUGUUGUCAGCUCAUCACGGCAGUUUCCUGUCCCCAUUAACCCAGCCUUAUCACCUGCUUUUCUAAGGUUUCAUGCAUUGAGACCCAAAAGGUCCGACGAGGAAAGCUCAAGGUCGUCGUAGGAUGAUGCUUAUGACUGCCAUAUUUGGGUGAAACUUUUACAUGAGUUUAUUAGCUGGAGGUGUAGCAGCUAUGAAAUUAGUAGAGUACUAAUGUCAUAUCUUGCUCUUAGCUAUACACAAAGGAAAUCUAGAUUAGAGAGAGAAUAAGUUUGGCUUCACUAGCUUGCAUUGUGUACAUCUAUGAUCAAAGGUUGCUUCUCUGAUAACAUUCUUUGAAGUUGUAUCAAAUUAUACAUAAGAUGAGUUGAGUUUACAGCUCCAAUUCACUUCAUGUAUUAUGCCAUAUCUUUUAGAUGUUAUGGCAUUUAUUAUGUUUAAAUAGCCAAAGAGUUUGGGAAUGACAGUUAUUAUGAUUCA
Messenger RNA from Musa acuminata AAA Group (dessert banana), 4339 nucleotides. Its product is annotated as formin-like protein 1. Bases 1403 to 3982 code for a protein of 859 amino acids. The transcript has 4 exons. Gene Ontology annotation, biological process: actin nucleation; actin cytoskeleton organization. Lineage: Eukaryota; Viridiplantae; Streptophyta; Magnoliopsida; Zingiberales; Musaceae. Gene Ontology annotation, molecular function: actin filament binding. The record is from RefSeq and is a predicted model, not a curated record.